AUGCAGGGCCGGAAACGGCGGAAGACGACUCAGGAUCUUCCGGCUGUGCGCUGCCAGCAGGCUCGCGAGCCGACCGGGCUCGCCAGGAAAGCAGGAAGGGGCGACGAAGCCGUGCUGAAUCGCAGCACGACGGCCGGAUCGAUGCGCCUGAUUCUGGCGGGCGAGGAUGCAACAGGCAGAAAACCUCCUGCACCGCUCCGGACUCCGGCAGCACCUACCAGGCAACGGAAGGUCGAGUCCAACGAAGUUCUGGCUGACAGCGACGAUGAGCGACCUUUGAGCACACUAGUUGAUGCUGAAGAUGCCCCCUUGGCGCAGUCCUGUCUUCUGUCGCAACCCCUGGACAGUGCCGAGUUCCCGAUCCGUGUGUACACUGCGGGAGAGGAAGAGGAGGAAUCCGAGGACCCAUGGUCGUCAUGUUCGGAGCCAGAAGAUGCGGACCUCAUCGGUGGCCUGGAGGCUGGCACCACGGAGCUGGUGUGGUGCCGAUCCUCCUUUUGCCGGCCUGGCACCUGGAUUCGCAGACAGAACGCAAGAUACGCAAGAUCCAAGGACUGUGUGCCUCGUUCGGUGUUUGGUGACUUAGGUGUAUCAAGAUACCACUUAUUGGUGCAUUCUUUGCCAUGCUCCAGCUUCCAGAGCCUAGCCGUGUGA
Messenger RNA from Symbiodinium necroappetens, 654 nucleotides. Lineage: Eukaryota; Dinophyceae; Suessiales; Symbiodiniaceae. The record is from the annotation of a GenBank genome assembly.